Gopherus flavomarginatus (Mexican gopher tortoise) is the source of this 2459-nucleotide messenger RNA. It is a transcript of the gene KLHL35, whose product is annotated as kelch like family member 35. Gene Ontology annotation, molecular function: protein binding. The record is from RefSeq and is a predicted model, not a curated record. The coding region runs from base 383 to 2143 and encodes 586 amino acids. NCBI's taxonomy places the organism in Eukaryota, Metazoa, Chordata, Testudines, Testudinidae. The transcript has 7 exons.
UCUAUCAAAUGAAUGUUCCACCGGGACCCCAGCUUACUCUCCAGAUGGCUCCUCUCUCAUAAGCUGCCCCCGGUGUCACAUUUUUCUGAGCUGUGAUUUUUCUCACCCCUCCCUCCUUUCCUGUCUGCUGAUUUCUGACACUGGGACUCCUCCCCGAAGGGCUGUGAUUGACAGCUGCAGCGAAUGCCUUGCUGCCUACAAGCCUGUCAGGCAGGACUGGAGGAACAAAAGCUGCUUGCUACCCCUUUCUCCCUGUGUGGUCUUUUGUGCCUUUUCCCCAGCAGCCGCAGAAGGGUUGAUCUCGGCGCCUCUCCUCAAUGCCGCCUGCAGCCCUGUGAGGGAAGCAGAGCUGUAGCUUCGCUGGUCCUAGCUGUGGUCCAGGAUGCAUCGGCUGAUAAAAGAAGAAUCCAGCUACAGAAUGAGCAGCCUUGAAAAUGCAACUCGAGAGCAGAGCAAAGAAAAGCUGCACAUGAAACUCUGCAGUGGGUCCUCCCAUGCUGAGCAAAUCCUCCAGACUCUGAACUCCUACCGGCAGAGCGGCAUCUUCACCGACGUGGUGCUCUUGAUUGAUGGGCAGGAGUUCCCCUGCCAUCGGGCCACCUUGUCAGCCAACAGCACCUACUUCCGGGCCAUGUUCGGUGGUAGCCUCAAGGAAGGCCAUCAAGACAUCAUCAACAUCCAGAAGAUCUCUGCCUCCACCAUGAGCCUCCUUCUGGACUAUAUGUAUGGGGGAAACAUAGUCAUUCAGGAAGACAAUGUUGAAGAUAUCUUAGAGCUAUCUGACUUGCUUCAGAUCUCCAAGCUCACAGAUGCGUGUGUCACCUUCCUUGAAGGCCAGCUUCACCCAUGCAACUGCUUGGGCAUCCUGAAGCUCGCCGACUCAUUCUCCAUCACCUCCCUGGCUGAGAGGAGCAAGAGGUUUAUGCUAGAAGGCUUCGUGGAGGUGUCAUGUCAUGAGGAGUUCCUGGAGCUGAGCGUGAAGGAGCUGGUCAAGUAUCUGUCAGAUGAGCAGCUGGUAGUCCCCAAGGAGGAAGUGGUCUUCGAAGCAAUGAUGCGGUGGAUACGGCAUGAUGUUGUCACCAGAAAAGGAGCUUUGAAAGAUCUCCUUGAGCACGUGCGCCUCCCUCUGCUGGAUCCCAUGUACUUCCUGGAAAAGGUUGAAAUGGAUGAGCUCAUCCAGGACUCCAAGGAGUGCAUCCCUUUACUGCAUGAAGCACGGAAGUACUAUAUCCUUGGGAGUGAAGUCAGCUCUCUGAGGUCAAGGCCUAGGAGGUUCAUGGAAUUAGCAGAGGUCAUAGUAGUUAUAGGCGGCUGUGAUAAGAAAGGCCUUUUGAAGCUCCCCUUCACUGAUAUGUACCAUCCGAAGAGCAGGCAGUGGACAGCACUCUCUAGCGUGCCAGGGUACACCAAAUCGGAGUUUGCAGCCUGCACCCUAAAGAAUGAUGUGUAUAUAUCAGGAGGGCACAUCAACAGCAGCGAUGUUUGGGUGCUGAGCUCCCAGCUGAACGUCUGGAUCAAAGUUGCCUGUCUGCACAAGGGCAGAUGGAGACACAAAAUGGCGACUCUUCAGGGCAAGAUCUACGUGGUGGGGGGGUUUGAUGGCUUUUACCGCCUGGCCAGCGUGGAAUGCUACGAUACGUUCUCCAACAGCUGGUCGGCUGUCGCCCCUUUGCUGGAAGCGGUGAGCUCGGCAGCUGUGGUCCACUGUCUGAACAAGCUCUACGUGAUUGGGGGCGCUGUGGAUGACAGCGCAAACACAGACAAGGUCCAGUGCUAUGAUCCCGAGGAGAACAAAUGGACGUUCAGGUCUCCCACCCCCUUCUAUCAGAGGUGCAUUAAUGCUGUCUCCUUGGACAACAUGAUAUACGUUGUGGGUGGACUCCUGAGUAAAAUCUUCUGCUACGAUCCCAGAAAAGACACCUGGAGAGAAGUGGCCACUCUCCCAGGACCUCUGGAGAGCUGUGGGGUGACAGUGUGCGGUGGGAAGAUCUACAUCCUGGGCGGCCGGGAUGAGAAUGGGGAAGGCACAGACAAAGCUUUCACCUUUGACCCAGCGACGGGGAACGUGGCGCAGCAGCCCCCGCUGCAACGCUGCACCAGUUACCACGGCUGCGUUACCGUUCUCCAGCGUGUGAGCAGAUGACCCUGCUGCUUCCUUCCCCUCCCCGGGAGAAGGCAGUUACUCUCAGUGCCAAAAAAUGACCCUCUGUCCUGUUCGUUGCAGUUAUACAUCAGUCUAUGUGGAAGAGCAACGUCAAGUGACCAAUGCAGGCAUGCUGUGGCUGUGAGGCACCAGCUGGAAGGAAGGUGGGGGUGAGGGGAGUCACGACUGCAAAUAUUAAGUAAUUGCUGUCAUUGUUUUGGUGGAGGUGAAUGCUGCUUUGUGCUGGGGGAGGAGGGAUGUGGGCAGUGCAUAACUUACGGGGCAGGGAACACUGCACUAAGACCAGUAGGUCUCA